Molecule: messenger RNA, 479 nt
Organism: Pneumocystis murina B123
Lineage: Eukaryota; Fungi; Ascomycota; Pneumocystomycetes; Pneumocystales; Pneumocystaceae
Exons: 5
Coding region: 66-479 (137 amino acids)
Biological process (GO): DNA damage tolerance; protein K63-linked ubiquitination
Cellular component (GO): nucleus
Source: RefSeq, a predicted model, not a curated record
CGAUCCAUCGCAUCGUUGUUUUCUCGUAUUUUUUUCAACGGGUUCCAAGAAUUAGGUGUAAAAAAAUGCAAAUACCAAGAAAUUUUCGUUUAUUGGAAGAGCUAGAAAAAGGUGAAAAAGGAUUUGGUGACGGCACGUUUUCUUAUGGUCUUGUUGAUAUUGAUGAUAUGAGUUUAUCAAAUUGGAUUGGAACAAUUUUGGGACCGGCACAUAGUGUUUAUGAGAAUCGAAUUUAUAGUUUAAAGAUUUAUUGUGAUGAAACAUACCCGGACAUGCCUCCGGUUAUUUAUUUUUUAUCUAAAAUUAAUCUUCCAUGUGUGAAUCCUCAGACAGGUCGUGUUGAGCCUGAACAAUUAUCAUGCCUUUCAAACUGGAAACGAGACCAUACAUUAGAAACUAUUUUAAUCGCGCUCCGACGUGAAAUGGCAUCAUCAAGUAAUAAGAAAUUGCCUCAACCACCAGAAGGAAGCAUUUUUUAA